This is a messenger RNA of Chroicocephalus ridibundus (black-headed gull), 3904 nucleotides long. It is a transcript of the gene SIRAL2, whose product is annotated as family with sequence similarity 118 member A. The record is from RefSeq and is a predicted model, not a curated record. NCBI's taxonomy places the organism in Eukaryota, Metazoa, Chordata, Aves, Charadriiformes, Laridae. The transcript has 8 exons. The coding region runs from base 143 to 1213 and encodes 356 amino acids.
GGAGCGCCGCGGGAGGUGACGCCGCCACCUCUCUUCGCUGUUCUCUCGUUGCUGGCGUUUUGCUUUCUCCUCACCCCGAUACCGCCCGUCUUCGGUACUUCUGCCGCCUGUAAGCUUUCACAGCGCCAACCCCGGCUCAGAGAUGGAUUCGUCAGAACGAUCAACAAUUAGAAGUGAACAGAAAUCCAGAAAAUUCUUAAAAAGUCUAGUAAGAAAGCAGCCACAGGACCUGCUUCUUGUAAUUGGAACCGGGGUAAGUGCUGCAGUAGCACCAGGAAUCCCAGCGCUGUGCUCCUGGAGAAGCUGCAUUGAGGCUGUAAUUGAAGCAGCUGAACAGCUGGAGGUGCUUCAUCCGGGAGAUGUUGCUGAAUUUCGCAAAAAAGUAAUCAAAGAUAGAGACCUGCUGGUGGUUGCACAUGAUCUCAUCAGGAAAAUGUCACCACGUACUGGGGACACGAAGCCCAACUUCUUCCAGGAUUGCUUAAUGGAGGUGUUUGAUAAUUUAGAACAGCACAUUCAGAAUCCUGUUGUUCUGCAGUCAAUCCUGAGGCUCAUGGAGAGAGGCACGAUGGUUCUGACUACAAACUAUGAUAAUUUACUUGAAAUAUUUGGUCAGCAACAGGGUAAACCUAUGGAAUCUUUAGACUUGAAAGAUAAGGAUAAGGUUCUUCAGUGGGCAAGAGGCCAUAUAAAAUAUGGAGUUCUUCAUAUUCACGGCUUAUAUACGGAUCCCUGUGGAAUGGUGCUAGAUCCCUCGGGAUAUAAAGAUGUUACUCAAGAUCCUGAAGUCAUGGAAGUUCUCCAAAACUUGUAUCGAACCAAGUCUUUUUUGUUUUUGGGCUGUGGAGAGACUCUGCGAGAUCAGAUAUUCCAAGCGCUUUUUCUUUAUACUCUAAAGAAUAAAGUGGAUUUAGAACAUUAUAUGUUGGUGCUUAAAGAAAACGAAGACCACUUUUUUAAGCUCCAGGCAGAUAUGCUGCUUCACGGAAUAAAAGUCGUAUCCUACGGGGACUGCUUUAAACAAUUCCCAGAGUAUGUAGAAGAUCUGACUGCUCAAAUCUGCAAGCAGAGAAGUCCAGAUGCUGAUCGAGUGGACAGCACAACACCGUUGGGAACUUCAUGUGUGGACUGUGCUAAAAGGAAGUUAGGAGAAAAUGGCACUGACUCCCCUAAGAGACCCAAGCAGUCAGACAAUGGUAUACCCACUAUUUAAUGAAAAAAACCCAAAACCAACGACAAAAAAAACCAACCCAGAAGCUUCUUAACAGUAGGUGGAAGGUUUUGAGCUGAGCAUUUCCAAGGUUUUAAGUGGAAGAAAAAUUGUGCACCUUAGCCUUUUCUCUUCUAGAGCUGUAAAUGUGUAACGUAUGUAAAGCUUGAGAGUUGUUCUAGUCACCUCCAAGCACUUCCACCCUACUGAAACUGUAUCUGCAGGGUCAUUUAGAAGCAGGCGCAACUUUUCUCUGCCUCUGCAUCGAGCCACUUGGAGCGAGCUCCUUACCAAGGUGAAGCCACAACAGAGGUAAUGUUUGAAUCUGUCAGAAAUGACUCUUGGCAGACCUACGACUGUCUGGUAGUUGCCUUCGAAAGCAAGGGGUUUCUAUUAUUUUCUCAUCAACUGAACUGCGGUUGGGCUGCUGGAGGUUGAACUCUUCAGGGGUCUGUCAGCACAAGGCUGCUUGCAAGCUGUUAGGAACAGGAAUUGUUGUUGCACAUUUAUAUAACCCGCAUAGGAUAACCUGCCUAUUUUACACUUUUAGCACGAGGAUUUGUUUUCAUUUGUCAGCCUGUUAAGGCAUGAGAUCACGUGGGGAGAAAAGGAUGUAACACUAAUGUAUCAGCAAGGAUAUACCAUACAUACGUGGGGGCUUAGUGACUUCUUUGUAGCUUAUUUCUAUGGAAAUGUUUUAAAUAUUGUUGUUUAAAUCAGAGUAUGCUGCCAGUUAUCUCAGAAAGCAGAUAAUGGAUACUCUUAGUGCAGCAGAAUUAAAACCAGUUAGUAUCUAAUUAUGUAUCUGCAGACAAUUUCUAGUGUCUGACUUCAUUUGAACUACUCAAAUGAUUGAGCUUAAGCACUGCAUUAACUGUUUUUUUUUUUCUGAGGUGCUGUUACUUCACCUACCACUGAAUUGUCUCAGCACUAAAAUGACGUAAUUCCCGGUCCAGUCGAUAACACUGGUAAUCCGCAGUUUUCCUGUCAGCUGCCUCUCACUUCAGUGGCUGCAGGAGAGCACCUUCAGGACCAUUCUUUGUUCUGAUACUGGCACAUUUGUAUCUGGCAGAUCCUGGAGGGUUGCUUCAGUCAGGUUUCUCUGCUUAUGCUUUGAUUUGUUAGGCCUUCUGAGGUCACGUCAUGCUAUAAUGAGGUUUUACAGGGAGUGGAAGUGAUGGGUCCAUCAGCUGACCUUUCUGUCUGAGUUGUGGUACCUCAGCUCUUUACUCCCACGUCACAAAAUCUUUCCUGACUAACAGCUGCUGAGAUGGGUUGAGUUUUUGUGGUGUGGAAGUCUUUUGUCCCAGUUCUGAAGUAGGUAAAGAUCUGGAGACUUUGCCUAGAAAAGCAAUCUUAAACAAUGCAUGUGCACUCGCUCUUGUUUCUUCUCCCCUAGAAGGAAACACCCAGUCAUCUUUAAUGAUUGACAGUCUGGAAACCAUACUUGGGCUUUAGUAACUGAUAUAACUGCUAAGGACCUCAAAUAUCAGCUCUCAAGGUUUCAGCUGUGUGUUUUAAAAGAUAAAAAAAUCAAAACCAAACCCAGCCUGAACACAGACCAUACCUACCCUCUCCCUUUCAGAGACCAUAUUUAUGCAUACGUCACUCUUGAAAAUUAAGUCUUUUAACAUCAUGUAUAGCAUUAUCUCUAAGACUCUAACCCCUAAAAUUUGCUUCUUUAGUCAGCAUGAAUGGGCUGUUUUGAAAAGUGAUCAGUCAUGCUAUUUUGGAUGCUAAUGAAUCAGCUUAGAACACUUAAAUUGCUGCCUCGAGCUGCAGCAAAAUUAAUCAGCUAUUUCAUCACCCUGAUUACUGCAAUUAUUUAAGCCAACUCUAAAAGCAUGUAACUCCUUAUCUUGUGCCUGAAGUCAGACCUACAUUAGGAAAUUGCAUCCCCUCCCUUUGGUAAGGGUCAACCGAGCAUUGGCGAUUCUUUCGUUUUGUAGACAGACACUGCUGAACUGCAACUUCAGCCUCCCCUGACUCAAAUGCCAUUUAUUUCUAUCCUGAAAAGCAGACGAGUUAAGUAAGGGAUUAUUUUAAUUUCUAAUGUACACAAUAAGAAGGUAGAAAUGCCUGGCUUUGGUUUUGCAUCUGUCCCCACCCCGAAAUCAAAGAAUAUAUUUUAUCCAUCUUAGGGAUGGGACUGUCUUGCAGCUUCCUCAGGGUUUAAUGUACCGUCAAAAAGGACAGAACCUGAAACUUGUCUGUUCUAUUUAUCUGUUAAGUGAAGAAGUAACUCAUUUAAGGCCCUGUUCAAAUUAUUACCCGAGUACCGUGAAAGAAUUAACCACACAAAUUGACAUGUUAAAUGAUGUUUGCAGAUUCUACUGUAGAUGGCUUUUUCUACUUCAUUCAUUUUUUUAAAAGGGGAGUAAGAUAUUUACUGAAAACAAACUUGUUGACCAUUUAUUAUCCUGUUUUGCUCAAGCUGUGUAAUUAAGUUGAUGGGACAUCUCUGAUGAUGGCAUGCACUCUUUUAAUAAAAUAUUUAAAACCAAAUAGACCAUUCUUCUAUAGUAGCUAAAAUAUGUAGCUUUUACCAUUCUUCAGACUGUUCGAUUCUUUACUGUAUUUUUUUAUUUCAACCAACUGUUCCUAGCAAGUGGUUGAAAAAACCAAAACAAACCAAAACAAGACCUCUGUAUUUGCAAUACACAGGCUGCUCUUCUGUUUAUCCUUCACACUCUC